AUGGGAGAUUCAACAAAGUGUGCUAACGUAGGUAGUAGUUUUACCCACGCUCCUAUUCAGCCUGUUGUCGAGCAAAGUAUAAUUUAUGGAGCUAAGUCGGUUUAUACCUACCCGGCUAACACGUUCAGAAAUAGCUACAAAAAAAGAUGUAAUCGGCAUUCGAGAAAUUCACUCAGCAAAGUGUCGGAAAAGGAUUCAGAUGAGUCAUUUCAUUCGGCAGUUUCUUCAAGUAACACCAGUUUUACUGAAUAUAUGGCCUCCUCAAUAUUACCGACAUCAUUGUUAUUAAAUAGUUACUCGCAGUUUCUCCGCUCAGGCUGUUUUAAAACCUUAUCUGAUACAAGCGUUUCUGCCAAGGAGUUUGUUAUGUCAACUCCUACCGGUGCCCUUUCUUUCGAGGAGAUAAGCAGUGGAAUUAAUGCAUUGAGAACCCCGUGUUUGGAGAGGCGACGUACUGCACAAAGUGUAAAAGCCUCACCAAGCAGUUCAUUGAAAAUAGAAUCUUCUUGGGAACGAGAUUCUUUCACAUACGGUGUCGAUAAAUUUGCUUUGUAUGUUCAAGGGUCACUAACAUCUGAUAUUCAGUUUUUUAUAACCCCUCUCUCACUGGAGGUUAUCGAAAGACUUGCUGACCAGUAUUUUGAAGCUUCACUAACGACACAUCCUGCGCUUAUUGUGCAACGUUUGUAUGCGUCUUGCUCUUUGUCUCAUCAUGCUCAACCUCUGAAUAGGGCAUUAGACUCUAACGAUAUAGAAAAGAGGCAGGUUUUUUGUGAUAUAUCCUUCCCCAGUAUUCGAGGGAUCUCUUUCCAAUGUGGAUUGUUUGAAUCCGUUAUUCGUAUAAAGCAGCCUUUGGAACCUCGUUGCAGCUUGACUACCCUGAAUGUCCAUAGUUCACUCGGGCUGUUGUCGACUAGGCAGAGUUUGGAGAAUGAAGUAAAGUUUUGUGUGGAUCUUGAGCAUUUGAAUGUGAAUGCACAAGUAUUUGACCUGGAAUUGGCUAGAAGAACUGAUCUUUUAACCAGUAACACCUCACCAAGCAUUUACUUCUUUGAAGGAAGUGCUUUGGGUCUUAGUGGAAAGCUCGAAAAAUGCACCUUGCAAAACAUCGUCGAUGCUAGCAUAAAUGACGUUUCGUUGUAUUUCAAUUCCGGCCCUGGUGCUACUCCUGUGGACUUGAAUGCUAGUGCAAACUACACCGAAGUUACUGUGGGCUCCUUAGAGUUCUGUUUCCAACUUUGGCAGUCGCUUGAUUCAGCUGAUCGGAAACAACGGCUGUUUUAUGAGGUUAUAACUGCAUUUGGUGCAUCGUGGAUUUCGUCCAUUUGUCGUUUGAAAACUAUAGUUGGCUUAGGCCUUACUCGUUCAGACAAACGCGUUGACCUUGAGUUCGCUAAACUGCUAAAUACAGUGCUGGACUACGACGAUGCACAGGUGUUUCAUUGUCAGACAAGUUGCUUUUCAAAGGUAAAAUUACGACCAAGUACUCAUCAUUCGUGCCCCAGCUGUCUACUCGCAAUUAUCUUAUUACAAUACUGCAUGACUACCGAUGUUUCUGGAUUCCAAGAAGGGUUAUGUAUUCCAGACGUUUAUUUGCUGGAAUCUCAGCGAAAACAUGCUGUUGUUGCUCUUUUAAGUCACUGGCAGACUAUUAUUUGCUCGCAAGUUCAGGUGGUCUCUGCUAUCUUGUUGGACACUAGUGUUGCAAAGCAGUUUGUAUCUGAAGUUUGCAAUAAUCGAAAGGAAGUUAAAAUUUCUGUUGAGAAUGAUAACAACAAGUUAGCUACUUCUAAUAAUGGCGAGAAAAGUGCAAGAUCAACUGUAGAAAGCGAACAAAUGGAUCUUUAUCACUGGAUAUCUGCCAGGCGUAAAGAACAUCGAGAAGCUUCCAAGAGAAGUGUUCAUAGUAAGAAGACCUUAGAUGAUUGUACACCUGUAAAUCCAAUGGAGAUUACACUCCUAGCAUUUUUCUGGCCUUUAUUUCAGAAAAGAAAACUGGCUCCUUCAGGAUUUGAUGCAUUUCCAGUUGGUCCAGUUACUGUAUAUUUUUCGAUGAAAAUGGCAGAAUGCAAGGUGGAUUUGAUUGAACCUCGUCUGGUAACUUCGUCGAGUCUCAACUAUAUCUCAGUAGCACGUGACCGUCUCUUCCACUUGGAGUCACUAAAUGUUAAGGGGCUCGUACACGCUUAUAUCCAUAUGGAUGAGAUGAAAUUGAGGCCUGUUAAGUUUGAUGCUGAAGUUUCCCAUUCAAGUAGUAUACAGAAUAUACGAUUGGCUUUGUCUUGGACAUCGGUUUAUCUAUUCCGAGACAUUUCUUUGAUGGUCAGAUCAGUACAAGGGUUAAUUGGUCAUUUAAACGCCAACUCAAAACUGGAUAACUCCCCCAAACUGUCCUUGGACGCUGAAAAUGUCGAGUUGUCCGUCAGUUGUGAAAGGUUUGCAGCUAAUGGAGAAUGGAUCAGAAACGUUCUCAUUGCUGAAUUUGUUUCAUACUUUCUCAAUUCGUAUUUUAGAGGGGUUGACAGAUUUUCAAAAUUUGCUUUGUGUAACUCCCGCGUGAAGUUUGAAGGAAAUGUUAAUCUAAAAGUUGUAAUGCUGGAAAUGGCAUUUACGCAAUUAUUCCUUUCUACCACUUGUAAAAAAUUAGAGAUUAAUCUUAAAGUCGUGCGGGAACAACAGAAACUGGGAUUAUUCUUGUUGCAAAACGUCAUUGCGUCAGUUCAGCGCGCUAACUUAAUAUUAUCCGAAUUGAUUUCUGGUCUGGACGCUACUCACAUAUUAAAUUUCUCCGUCAACACUAAUGCUCUUAGAUUUGAACGCGUUAGGGAAAUAACUGGCUUGGUACACAGUUCUGCAGAAGUAAGCGUCGGUGAUAUAGAAGGUGAUAUACCUAUGCAUGCCGAGAGCUUACAUGAAGUAGUGAUGCGAAACGCUUCUAAGUUAAAUGAACAGAUCAAUCGCUUGGAAGAGGAUGAUAUUUCGGCUCAUGAAUCACAAGAUGUUAGUCCUAAAAAACGGAAGCAAUUAUUUAUUAUUCGGUUCGCUGUGAGUGUAAAUAGUAUUGAGCUAAAUGCUUUGAUACUACCGUCAUUGAAAGCGAAGUAUCGUCUAGAGCGAGCGACUAGCAGCGGAAAAACGGGAUCUGAUGCAGAGUUCUCUGCUGAACUCAAAAGCCACAUUGUAAAUUUUACUGUUGUUCCACAUGCGGAGCAUCGGCGAGCUUCACUUUCAUCGGAAUCUUUUUCCUUGCCACUGCCGUUUAUUAUUGCUAACGGAAAGUACAGAGUCCAGUCGAGUAACAUAGUCACCACUGACGAUGCAAUAAACUUUUAUGAAGGAGGAUAUUUUGACGUAGACUUAACAAUCGGUAAGAUGGACUAUGUCAUUACAACGGAUUUGUUGAAUCAAGUUCUAUUUGCCGAGCAGUGCUUUCGUUCCGAACUUUCUGUAUUUUUGGACGGACUUACUGGUAGUCGCACUUCAUGCAGCACAACUUCAGCGAAAGAGCUAAAGUCUGUUCGACCCUCAGUUCUGUAUACUAUCCAGAUACAUGGAGAAUCAAGUCCUUGGAUUCAAUUGACCGCAUGCACUCCAGCUGCAACGGCGGUUAGGCUGACGUGUGGGAACAUUGCAGCAACACUAACAAACAGAUGGGUGCGGAAAGAUGUUAAUGACAAGUCGGGAAGGUUGUAUGGAAAAGCACUACUUGAUGUUGGUGCCAAGUUAGGGCAGUUGGUCAAAACAGCAAUGUUUGAAGAAAUUGAAACUGAACUUCAGGAAUACGCAACAUUUACGACACAGAUAACUUUACAAAACAAAGAUAGCAAUGUUCAUUCAUCGUACAACUAUGUGAUUACAGUUGAUCGACCUGUAUUACUAAUCAAAUCGACCGCAAUUGAUAAGGCUAUACUUCUAUGGUUGAAUUAUAAAAACACUUACAACUACUGGCACGGGGAAAGGGACAAACUUUUGAAAAAGAAACAGAAAAUUUCUUUUUCGGCAUCCUCUUUUGGGACUUCACCGGUCUCAUUUCAUAAUGCAACUUCAACCUCCGAACCAGAAAUGAACGUCAGCCUCUCCUUGAAAGUAACUAAUGGAGCGUAUGUUUGUAUGCCUCUCUACGGUCCAGAAGUUAGCGCUAAUAUGGCAGCACUUAUUAUAUCAUUGAAAAGCACAGACAUUACAGUUUGCGUGCGGAAAGAACUGGCCUGUCAAGCGGCUUUCCAUAACUUUAAAGUCCAAUUUAUGGACAAUUUUGACGAGCAGGCUUUACACGACGAAUGGCUGGAAAAAGACCCCAACGAUUCCUCUCGAUCAAAUUACUUUUUUUUCCCAGAAGGUACUUGCCAGUUUAUUUCACAGGCCUGUGAUGCCACAAAGAGUAAUGAACGAGCGAAGUGGACUCUGUCGGUAAAGUGGCAAAUGCAGGGGAUGACGAUUGACCUUGAUCAUCGCAUUGGAAAACUAACGUCUUUGUUAAUAAGGACUUUCUCGUCUAUGGCAAGUGGAGAAAAUGACGAUUUCUGGGAUGGCUCAGACAGAGAAUCAUUUUCAUUUACCUCUGUCGAGGAAAGUGAUCGGGAUGACGAUAUUGAUGAAAUAGGCGAACUCAAAAACUUAGUGCAGAUCGAUGAUAGAAUCGAAUGGAUAGAGCGGAAGAUGCAUGAACAGUCCGUCCUUGUCCUAGAUUUGAUGCAAUGUCAUGCUAGCGAAGCUACAAUAGAAAAGGAACGUAGGAAGUUAAGGAGGUUUGAAAUGGCGAGGUCUAAAAUAUUUCGUAAAUCUGUCCUUAAGAAGCUCAAACGAAGCCACGCAAAAGAAAGGUCCCCGGUAUUGAAUCAGGUCGAAUUAGUUCCCAAGGCGACUAAAACACAUACAAGGACUUCAAGCUCAGGGUCAGCUGCUUUGUUAGCAGUGGAUUUAUCGCAGAACCAAAGCGCUUCUCGCUUAUCUGAUGUUGGUCAGGAGACAUCAGUCGAUAUGGAUAUUGAUGUGCAGAUAACCGUCGCCUCGGGGUCAUGUACAUUGCGAGCGGUAGCGAAACAAGAGGAUCAUAAUGCUUUAAUAAAACGUCCGUCUGCCAGAGAUUUGAAAUCAAAGUCAGCAUUGAAUGCUGAAAAUUUGUUGUUAACAGACUUGUCUAUUCCCAGUGUUGAUGUAAAGGCGUACUAUACAUCACUAGAUUCUAACUUCUCAAGUGUUAUUCCUCGUCAGUACUAUCCAAAACUGUCACACAAGCAAAUGAAACAAAGCUCACGGAGGAAACCAGCUUUCUACCUGGCCUUGGAAGUGUCGAGUAUGCCACAAGAAUCACUGAUUACCCCAAAUCUUGCUGACUAUCUUGAACAGUUGCUUGAACCGCUGCCGCAGAAUAGCCUUUUUGAUUCUUCCACAAAUCUGCAUACGUCGCCAAGGGAUGGUGAAGGCGUGUCAGAAGUUCCAAUCGUGGAAAUGGAUACAUCAGCUUUACCUAUUGAUGUAUUGUUUUAUUUAGUUGUUCAGUCUUCUACAAUACGAUUUGAAGGACAACAAGUUUUAGAAGCUUACCGUUUUUUUACCUUGAUAUUCUCUAGUCUACAGAAGCGCAGCGCAGCUGCUGAUUGUUUGUUAAAAUUACCAACCUUGACUCUUGUGGCAUCGACUAAACCAAUGGCUGAGUUUUCUGAAAUUCCAGACCAGGAGAUAGCUGGUAGUGGCAUACAUUUGUGUGCCACUUUGAACGCAUUUUCUUUGAAUGUUUAUAGCCCUCACCAACAGUCUACGGCUCAUGAUGCACUCUCGCUUACAUUAGAUAGACUAUGCUUAUUAAUGUCAAGAAGCAAGAAUGCGAAAAAUGAACAGGAUAAUAAAGUUCAGUUUGUUCUAACAGCAAAUAUUGGUUCCGCUAAUUUUAAUUAUGAUAUGCGUCGGCUAGCAGAAUUGAUUUCCUUCCCAAAACCUUGGUAUCGAAAAAACAUUAUUCGUCGACUUUUUAUUGGUGAACACUCAUUCAAAGACGUUGAAAUAAAGUGUUCGCCGUCUAGUGAAAGUGGCAUAAACGCUACGCCAUCAUCCUCUGGCGUAUUAGUUAAUAAGAAGGAAUGGAAAGCGAGCGUGCUGCUUGCUAUUGAAUGGAAGGAAUUAAAUAUUAAUGCACAGAUGGCUAACACAAUGGGAAGCACCAAAUUAGUUGUUAGGGAUGGUGUUUUACAAGGUUUCUGUGAGUUAAACUCAAGAACAGAGAAGAAUAUUUCUAUUAACUUUCGACUAAAAUCUUCAUCACUGCUUUCGCAUGGUGGCGCAAUAUCGGGACAGAUUACUAUUUUGGAUUUAGAUCUCAACUGUGCUCACAAAAGUUCCUGCAUGAAAGCCCCUGAGAAUCACGUUAAAAUGAAGUUCAACGAAAUUCAAUGUCGGGUGGAGUGGAUGAGUAGGACAAUUUUCAUUGGUCGCUGUCUCAGUCCAUCUAUAAAUUUUGAAGAUCAGUGGAUUGUUGCUUCAGAAGAUAGUGACUCUGUCAAUCGAGUGACUGUUUCUGUCAAUUUGAAUUGUUCCUGGAACGAUUUGCAAAUGAUAAUAACCAAAGUGACUGUGAAUGAUUUCAAGAAGAUUUCCGACAAACUUCAAUCGUUCUUUAAGGAGCAGUUGUCAAACAGUCGCAGGGUUUGGGGUAUAAAAGAUGAUCCAGUUGUGGAGGAGUCAAGCGAUGAAACGCAAGAUUCAAAAAGUUUGAUAGCUCGUCGCCGUUACCGGCAUUGGCCGGAUGUUUUAGACGCCCUAACUGAAAUUCAGUCGAAAUAUAAAAUUGUUCCAAUGCCAGUAGUUCAAGAGGGAAUAACUUCUGCAGGAGGAAGUAUUGAGCUGAAUGCGUGUCGAAUUUCAUUAGCCUGUAUGAAUGGCGAAAUGAACGCUACAAGCUGGGCGUUGUUUCACAUGAGAGAGGUGUCUGUUAUUUUUGUCCCUGAGGCGCAAUAUUCUUUUAUAUCUGGAAAUAAUGACAUUGGUGUUGUUGUUUCUCAAAGAGUGACAUGGAAAUUGGGUGAGCUUUCAACACUCCAGCGUGAGGAGGCUCCGGAAUCUUUGGCCGUUGUUUGUCGUGUGCAGCAAGGACGCGGAAGUAUGAUGCGGCAGACUAGUUCUAUAGGCGUUUGUCUGGAUCAUAUGAUUGGCGAUGCAUUAAGACAAUUAAAUCUUUAUCCGUACGAUACCAUGAAGCCAGCGGCCCAUCACGUAGUUCUUCCUCUUUUCCAGUUCCCCGCAUUCGAUGCAGUUUUUACUUCAUUGCAAGAACAAGCUACAGAUAUUGAUGAAUCAAAAGCAAUUGCUCCUGAGGUGCGUAAUUCACUUAUUUGUGAGUUUCAUGACACUGUUAACGUGCAAACUGAUUUCAACGCUCAAGUCAGCUUUCUUCCUGAACUUUUGAAGACUUACAUGAAGGUCGACGAGAGGCGAGUAAUAUAUAGUAGGACUGCAGAAGAAAAAGCUGCUGAUGUAACUCAUGAUUUUCGUCAUUAUUUUUGUGAAAUAUGGCGUGUCGAUCCAAAAAUUCGUUUUAUUGAUCGAUUCAAAUGGAACCCGCCUGUCAUUGAUGAAAUCCUUAGGAAGCUUCAGAUUUUUGACCAUAGAAUGACAAUUCCAAAGGCGCUCCAGCGGGGUUUGUUAGACCCAUGUGAUGCUCUACUUGCUCAAAUCCACCUCGCAGUAAUGGCUUUGGCGAAAAAAACUUCUUCUAAAGUUAAAGUUUUAUGA
Molecule: messenger RNA, 7728 nt
Organism: Enterobius vermicularis (human pinworm)
Lineage: Eukaryota; Metazoa; Nematoda; Chromadorea; Rhabditida; Oxyuridae
Source: the annotation of a GenBank genome assembly